This is a messenger RNA of Closterium sp. Naga37s-1, 1815 nucleotides long. The record is from the annotation of a GenBank genome assembly. NCBI's taxonomy places the organism in Eukaryota, Viridiplantae, Streptophyta, Zygnematophyceae, Desmidiales, Closteriaceae.
AUGACGGAGCUGCUUAUAGCGAGUAACGCCGUGCGCACCGUGGAUCCGUACGAGGCGUCGCUCUUCUUCGUGCCGUUCUUCUCGGCGCGACUCACGCUGUACCAUUUCAAGGACUGGGAGAACAACAUGCGCGGCGCCGUGGAGGAGGCAUCCAAGGUGCGCGGAAAGGGGGGCAGAGUGGGGGAGGGGAAGAGUGGGGAAGGGAGGAAGGGGGAGGGAGAGGGGGACUGGGUGGAGAGCGGAACGGAAGGAGGGACGGGAUUGGAUGAGGGGGAAAGUGGAGGAUGGGUGGGGAUGGAGGGAGGGGGAAAGGGGAGUUUCGAGGGGAUGCGCGAUGAAGGUAGCCAUUCAACGCAGUUUGAGGCGCCUCAAAAGACGUGUGGACAGAAAUCCUCACAACGUGUUCUGGAAUCCUUGAAACCCCUUGCCCCUGUUGGCUCUGCUCUGCAGGUGUGGACAGAAAUCCUCACAACAGUGCGCCGGAACUACCCCUUCUUCAACCGCACCAACGGCCGAGAUCACUUCAGCAUCCUCACGCUCGAUCACGGCCGUUGCCACUCGCUCACGUUCGUGGACCCGGGCCUCGUGGGCGAGAUGUUCUUUGUGACUUAUAACGGGGACAAACUCGUUAGGAGUGUACACGCAAGCAAGGAGCGCAACAUGCAGGCCAUAACAUACAACUACAGGAUCCCAGUGGACCCAUCACUACCAGACAUCCCCUGCUACCUGCCCGAUCGAGACAUUGUCGUGCCCGUGCUUGUUGCCAAGGGGCUGCCACUGGUGGCGCCGUGGGAGGGUGAGAGGGAUCGCGCUGUGCUGUUCCGGUUUGGAGCAGGGCAGCACCAUGGCGUGCCGAUAUGGCAUCACGGGCACCAGAUUCGGAAAGAGUUGCUGGAGGGUGAGAGGGAUCGCGCUGUGCUGUUCCGGUUUGGAGCAGGGCAGCACCAUGGCGUGCCGAUAUGGCAUCACGGGCACCAGAUUCGCAAGGAGUUGCUGGAGGUGAGGUGCGGUUGGAAUGGGAGGUGGGAUGGCUUGAUGGUGGGUCCUGCGCUCUUGGUUUCCCCGUGGGAGCUGUACAUGCAUGCAGGGUACGAGGGGUGGGACUUUGCAGAGAAGGGCGAGGGGGACACGGAUCCUGACUGGCGGAGGAGUGUCUUCUGCAUCUGCCCUCCCGGCCACUCCCAGUGGACCAGCCGCCCCUUCAAGGCGCUCAUCCCAGGCAUAGGGGACGAUGAGCUGGACUUAUUGUUUCCGUGCUUUCCCCCUGCCUCUCCCACCCACACGCAUUCCCUUCUUUCCCUGCUUCCCUUCCCCCUAUUCCUCCUUUCCCCCCACUUCCCUCUCCCCCCACUUCCCUCUCCCCAAACCCCACAGGCGCUCAUCUCAGGAUGCAUCCCAGUGACGUUCUUACGAUCCGAGGUCAUGACAAUCCCUGGGACGAUGAGCUCAAUCGCCUCCCUUUCCGAGGUCAUGACAAUCCCUGGGACGAUGAGCUCAACUUCUGGACGACCUCUUUCCGACUCCCCCCCUUUCCCCCAAUCGCCUUCCCCCAACCCGUCUCUCUCCCCACCCCAGGCGCUCAUCUCAGGGUGCAUCCCAGUGACGUUCUUCCGAGGCCACGACAACCCCUGGGAUGAUGAGCUGGACUACUCUUCAGUCCCAUGCUCCCCCAUAAAUUCCCCCCCACCCCUUCCCUUUCCCCCACCCCUUCCCUUUCCCCCACCCCUUCCCUUUCCCCCACCCCUUCCCUUUCCCCCACCCCUUCCCUUUCCCCCACCCCACUCCAGGCGCUCAUCUCAGGGUGCAUCCCAGUGA